Messenger RNA from Myotis davidii, 408 nucleotides. RefSeq names its product phosphatidylethanolamine-binding protein 1. NCBI's taxonomy places the organism in Eukaryota, Metazoa, Chordata, Mammalia, Chiroptera, Vespertilionidae. The transcript is spliced from 2 exons. Bases 1 to 408 code for a protein of 135 amino acids. Gene Ontology annotation, biological process: negative regulation of MAPK cascade. The record is from RefSeq and is a predicted model, not a curated record.
AUGCCAGUGAGCCUGCAGGAAAUGGACAAGAGGCUGAAGUACCCGCUGCAGGUCAAAUACUACGUGUGGAGACCCAAUGCUCCAAGCAGAAAGGACCCCACGUUCAGGGAAUGGCACCAAGUCAACAGGAAGGGCAACAUCAGCGGUGGCACCGACCUCUCUGAUCACAUGGGCUCUGGGCCUAAGGGCACAGGCCUUCACCGCUACGUCUGGCUGGUUGACGAGCAGCCCAAGCCACUGAAGUGUGACAAGCCCGUUCUCAGCAACCGAUCUGGAGACAACCGUGGCAAAUUCAAGGUGGCAUCUUUUUGCAAAAAGCACAAGCUCAGGCCCCCAGUGGGCAGCACGUACCAAGCAGAAUGGGAUGACUAUGUGCCCAAGCUCUAUGAGCAGCUGGCUGGGAAGUAG